Sphaerodactylus townsendi is the source of this 1294-nucleotide messenger RNA. RefSeq names its product cathepsin W (gene CTSW). Gene Ontology annotation, molecular function: cysteine-type endopeptidase activity. Gene Ontology annotation, cellular component: lysosome. The coding region runs from base 45 to 1106 and encodes 353 amino acids. Lineage: Eukaryota; Metazoa; Chordata; Lepidosauria; Squamata; Sphaerodactylidae. The transcript has 11 exons. The record is from RefSeq and is a predicted model, not a curated record.
CUUAUGGGCUGGCAGUCCCACAGUGGAACAGAGCUACCCCUGCAAUGUUGUCAGCCAUCCUGUAUGCUUGUCUGAUGCUGUGGGGCAUGUGGGACUUUGGCCCCCAUCCUGGCAAUUCCUUCCUGCCCUCAGACCUGAACCUGACCCAGACAGCCCAGAUUUUCCAGGAUUUCAUGACACGGUUCAACAAAAUCUACUGGAGCCAAGAAGAAAAAGACCAUCGCUUCAAAGUCUUCGUGGAAAACCUGAAAGUGAUCUGUGAAUUACAGGCCUCGGAGUUGGGCACGGCCCAAUAUGGGGUUACUUUGUUCAGUGACCUGGCAGAAAGUGAGUUUGAGAAGAUCUUUGGGAUUCCUUACCCUGAUCAAGUCCCCACACUGAAUCAGUCAGGGAAACCCCUUAAGAAACAUGCAAAAUCCUGUGACUGGAGAAAACUUGGAGCCAUCACGGCAGUAAAAAAACAGGGCAAAUGCAAAUCAUGCUGGGCUUUUGCUGCUGUGUCCAACAUUGAGGCCUUGUGGAAUAUUCAUUAUCAUUCUCCGUUUAACCUUUCCGUACAGGAGGUUGUUGAUUGCGUGAGAUGUGGAGAUGGCUGCGACGGGGGUUAUGCCUGGGAAGCCUUCCAGACGGUUCUUAAUGACAGUGGACUGACAGAACAGGAAUACUAUCCCUACGUGGGAAAACCACAACAAUGCAGAAAGGACCGAGGAAAACCAGUUGCCUGGAUCCAUGAUUAUGAAUUCCUGCCCAGGGAUGAGAAAUAUGUAGCUCAUGUCGUUGCUUCCAGAGGCCCUGUAACAGCUAUCCUCAAUACCAAACCACUUCAGCACUACCAAAAAGGCAUUAUCCGGAGACCUUCUCAGGAAUGCAGCCCCAAACGACUGGACCAUGUCGUGCUCAUUGUGGGUUAUGGUGAAGUUAAAUCAAGGCGGGGAUCCUGGUCUGGACCAUACUGGAUCAUCCAGAACUCGUGGGGAAAGACCUGGGGAGAACAGGGGUAUUUUCGGCUGCAUCGAGGAACCAACGCUUGUGGCAUUGCCAUGUACCCAGUGACUGCUAUUGUUGAGAAUACUGGGACAAGAUCGCCUGGCUCCUGUCCUCCUUGACUGCACAACUGUAUCAGAAAGAGGGGGUGAAGGAACGUUGCCAGCUCUGCAGGCUAGUGGUACAGCUUCUCAACCAACAGGCAUGUUACUGAGAAGUGACAUCCUACAUUCUAUUUUUUUAAUCACAUUGUACACAAUAAUAUCACAAAUCUGGUUUAAUUUUUUUAAAUAAAAUGAGUAUUACAGAU